Molecule: messenger RNA, 1491 nt
Organism: Nematocida homosporus
Lineage: Eukaryota; Fungi; Microsporidia
Product: V-type H+-transporting ATPase subunit B
Exons: 1
Coding region: 1-1491 (496 amino acids)
Biological process (GO): ATP metabolic process; proton transmembrane transport
Cellular component (GO): proton-transporting V-type ATPase, V1 domain
Molecular function (GO): ATP binding; proton-transporting ATPase activity, rotational mechanism
Source: RefSeq, a predicted model, not a curated record
AUGCAGAACAAAUACGAGAUCUUCAAAGAACAUAUUCGGGCUCUUCGAGAUACCCCCCUCGAUCCAACUACUACUUAUCGUACCGUUUCAAGUGUAAAUGGACCCCUAGUCAUUAUGGACAACAUAAAAUCACCUAAGUACUCUGAAAUUGUUAAGUUAGCCCUACCAGAUGGUACACAACGUACUGGACAAGUCCUAGAAGUUAGUGGUAAGAAAGCAGUUAUCCAAAUCUUUGAAGGUACAGCUGGAAUAGACACUAAACAUACCUGUGCUGAGUUUACAGGUGAGACUAUGAAAAUGGCCGUUUCAGAAGACCUACUAGGUCGAGUUUUCAAUAGUAUUGGUGUGUGUAUUGAUGGCGGUCCAAAGAUUAUUGCUGAGGAUCAUUUAGAUAUUCAAGGCCAACCAAUUAAUCCUUAUGCUCGUAUCUAUCCUGAAGAGAUGGUACAAACAGGUAUUUCUUCUAUAGACGUAAUGAAUUCUAUUGCUCGUGGCCAAAAGAUUCCUAUCUUCAGUGGAUCCGGUCUACCCCAUAAUGAAGUAGCCGCUCAAAUCUGCCGCCAAGCCGGUUUAGUUAACAAGAAAGCUACAGUUGAUAAGAGUGAUGAUAACUUUGCCAUUGUCUUUGCCGCCAUGGGAGUGAAUGCUGAAACAGCUCGAUUCUUCCGUAAUGAAUUCGAACAGAAUGGAGUACUUGAUCGAACAGUUCUUUAUCUUAACUUAGCUAAAGAUCCAACUAUUGAACGAAUUAUCACCCCUCGUUUUGCCCUUACUGCUGCCGAGUACUUAGCUUAUACUACUGGUAAACAUGUUCUAGUGAUUAUGACCGAUAUGAGUUCAUACGCCGAUGCCCUCCGUGAAGUCAGUGCAGCGCGUGAAGAAGUUCCAGGUCGAAGAGGUUAUCCCGGGUACAUGUACACCGAUCUUUCUACUAUCUAUGAAAGAGCCGGUCGUAUUGCCGGAGUAGAUGGUUCAAUUACGCAAAUUCCUAUUCUGACUAUGCCCAAUGAUGAUAUUACUCAUCCCAUUCCUGAUUUAACUGGGUACAUUACUGAAGGUCAAAUUUACAUUGAUCGCCAACUUCAUAACCGCCAAAUCUAUCCACCAAUCAAUGUUCUUCCUUCUUUAUCUCGUCUUAUGAAAAGUGCUAUCGGUGACCAAAUGACCAGAGAUGAUCAUUGUGAUGUUUCCAGUCAACUUUAUGCCAAGUACGCCAUUGGUAAAGAUGCAAUUGCUAUGAAAGCCGUUGUCGGAGAAGAGUCUCUUUCCAGUGAGGAUAAAUUAGUCAUUGAAUUCGUCGAAAGGUUCGAAAAGGAGUUCAUUGCCCAAAAGAAAACCGAACUCCGUACGGUCGAGCAAUCAUUAGAUCUCGCCUGGUCACUUCUCCGUCUCUUCCCCAAGGAGCAACUCAGUCGAAUUCCCGACUCCAUCCUCGACAAAUACUACAACCGCCAAAGUUCCAACGACUCUUCCCCCCACCAAACCAACUAA